Molecule: messenger RNA, 2229 nt
Organism: Cryptococcus wingfieldii CBS 7118
Lineage: Eukaryota; Fungi; Basidiomycota; Tremellomycetes; Tremellales; Cryptococcaceae
Product: threonine-tRNA ligase
Exons: 6
Coding region: 1-2229 (742 amino acids)
Biological process (GO): threonyl-tRNA aminoacylation
Cellular component (GO): cytoplasm
Molecular function (GO): threonine-tRNA ligase activity; ATP binding
Source: RefSeq, a predicted model, not a curated record
AUGUCUACCGAAGCCCACCCCGUCUCCUCCACCUCAAAACCGGCGCCCCCAGCCGAGGGCAUCAACCCCGUCACCAAGAACGCCUCUGCCGAAGCCAAGGCGGCAAAGAAGGAGGCCAAAAAGAGCAAGGGUGGAUCCUCGUCCGGUCCUCUUGUGCUGAGCCCAGAGCCCGCAUUCUUUGACGAGAGGUUGAAGAUCUAUGACGAGUACAAGGCCAAGUACGAGAAGUUUGUUGCUGAGCAACCUCGUGAACCCAUCACCAUCACUUUCCCCGAUGGAAAGACCGCCGAGGCCACUUCCUGGGAGACCACCCCCCUCCAGCUCGCCAAAAACAUCUCUUCCUCUCUCGCCGAGCGAGUCAUCAUCGCGAAAGUCAACAACCAGCAAUUGUGGGACCUCACCCGCCCUCUCGAGGCUUCCUGUUCUCUUGCUCUUCUUGAUUUCGACUCUUCCGACAACAACUACGAGGCGAGACAGGUGUUCUGGCAUUCUUCCGCGCACGUCCUCGGUGAGGCUUGCGAACGUCGAUACGACGGAUGCUGUCUCGGUUACGGUCCCCCUAUCGAGGAAGGUGGUUUCUUCUACGACAUGAGCCUUGCUGAAGGCAGGACCAUCUCCCAAGAAGACUACAAGCCUAUUGAGGACGUCUGCAAGAUGGCUGUGAAGGAGAAACAACCUUUCGAGAGGCUCGAGCUUCCCAAGGAGGUGCUCUUGAAGAUGUUUGCAUACAACAAGUACAAGCAGCACUAUAUCCAGGACAAGGUUCCCGAUGGAACAUCAUCCACUGUCUACCGAUGUGGUCCCUUGAUCGACUUGUGUCUCGGUCCCCACGUUCCUCACACUGGUCGUAUCAAGUCUCUUGCUGUCACCAAGAACUCUUCUUCCUACUUCCUCGGUGACGCCAAGAACGACACCUUCCAGCGAGUCUACGGAAUGUCCUUCCCCGACAACGCCCAGAUGAAAGAGUACAAAAAAUACCUCGAAGAGGCCGCCAAGCGUGACCACCGAAAGAUCGGCAAGGAGCAAGAGCUCUUCUUCUUCAACGAUCUCUCUCCUGGGUCCGCCUUCUUCUUGCCCAUGGGUAUGCGUAUCUACAACACCCUCAUGGACUUCAUCAAGGGCGAAUACUUUAAGCGUGGCUUCACCGAAGUCGGCACUCCCAACAUGUUCAACUCCAAGCUCUGGGAGACGUCUGGUCACUGGCAAAACUAUGCCGAAGACAUGUUCCAGCUCAAGGUUGACGAAGACACCUUUGCUUUGAAGCCCAUGAACUGCCCUGGACACUCUGUGAUGUUUGGCUCGAGGGAGAGGAGUUACAAGGAAUUACCGUUGAGGUUUGCCGAGUUUGGUGUGUUGCACCGAAACGAGGCGAGCGGAGCCCUCUCAGGAUUGACCCGAGUCAGGAGAUUCGUUCAGGACGAUGCGCACAUCUUCUGUACCCCCGAGCAAGUAGAGUCUGAACUCUACGCUGCCUUCGACUUCCUUGACGCUGUCUACAAACCCUUCGGCUUUACCUACAAAGUCGGUCUCUCCACCCGUAACCCCAAGAAGUGGAUGGGUGACCUCGGCAUCUGGGACAACGCGGAGAAGACUCUGAGAGAGGUUUUGGAGCAGAGGGUGCCCGGAAACUGGCACGUGAAUGAGGAAGAUGCGGCUUUCUACGGUCCCAAGCUGGACUUCCAGUUGACCGAUGCCUUGAAGAGGAACUGGCAAUGUGGUACCAUUCAGCUCGAUUUCAACCUUCCCGAGCGCUUUGACCUCAAAUACCACUCUGCUACUCAGUCUGCUGAAGGCGCCCAGUUCGCCCGCCCUGUUAUGAUCCACCGUGCCAUUCUCGGUUCUCUCGAGCGAUUCAUCGCCAUCAUCACCGAGUCUUCCGGUGGCAAGUGGCCUUUGUGGCUUUCGCCCAGGCAGGUCGUUGUCAUCCCAGUGGCGAAGCCCUAUGUGGAGUAUGCGCAGAAGGUUGCCAAGACUUUUGGCGACGCGGGUUUGUUUGCGGAGGUCGAUAUGACCGACAACACCCUCAACAAAAAGAUCAGGAAUGGUCAGACUGCCCAAUGGAACUUUAUCAUCGUCGUUGGAGAAGAGGAGCUUAAAGCCAACGCCGUCAACAUCCGUAACCGUGAUGACGAAGUGCAGGGCCGAGAAGAGACUGUCGACCUUGGCGUCGCUGUGCAGAAGAUCUUGAAGUUGAAGGAGAGCAGGGCGGCUGUCAGCAAGUUGGAUUGA